Molecule: messenger RNA, 2886 nt
Organism: Eremothecium gossypii ATCC 10895
Lineage: Eukaryota; Fungi; Ascomycota; Saccharomycetes; Saccharomycetales; Saccharomycetaceae
Gene: AKL1
Product: serine/threonine protein kinase AKL1
Exons: 1
Coding region: 1-2886 (961 amino acids)
Biological process (GO): actin filament organization; actin cortical patch assembly; protein autophosphorylation
Cellular component (GO): cytoplasm
Molecular function (GO): protein serine/threonine kinase activity; ATP binding
Source: RefSeq, marked provisional
AUGAGCAAGAGACACACAGGAGAACAAAGCUCGCCCACGGAGCCCGUUCCGGGCACCGGGGCGCUCACAGGGCCAUUGGAGAUGCUGCAGGCAGGCAGUACAGUCCUUGUCGGUGUGCACCAGGUCGAGGUGAUUGAAUACCUGGCGGAGGGGGGGUUUGCGCACAUUUACAAGGUGUCUUUUGUUGGGUACACGAACGAGCUCGACAGGCAAGACCGGAUCCUGCAGCCAGGCGACACAGUGUGUCUCAAGCGCGUGCGUGUGAGCGACGAGAACGGACUGAAUGAGCUGCGCAACGAGGUGGAAGUGAUGAAAAAGCUACGUAAUUGCAGUAACAUCGUGCAGUACUACGACUCGAAUGCGUCGCGCCUGGGGGAUGGGAAGCCGGGCUAUGAGGUGCUCCUUCUGAUGGAGCUCUGCCCCAAUGGAUCGCUGCUUGACUACAUGAACCAGCGGCUGGCGACCAAGUUGUCGGAAGCGGAAGUGCUGAAGAUCAUGUAUGACAUCACCGUGGGUCUCUCGCACAUGCACUACCAGCGCACACCGCUGAUCCACCGCGACAUCAAGAUUGAGAACGUGCUGGUGGACGCAGACAACAACUUCAAACUGUGCGACUUUGGGUCCACGUCUCCAUGUUUGCCGGCGGUCGCCAGUCACCAGGAGAUCGCGAUGCUCAUGAACAACAUAUAUGUGCACACCACGCCACAGUAUCGGUCGCCGGAGAUGAUUGAUUUAUACCGCUGUCUGCCGAUCAAUGAAAAGUCGGACAUCUGGGCCUUGGGGAUUUUUCUGUACAAGCUGCUCUUUUAUACUACACCAUUUGAAUUGACAGGUCAGUUUGCAAUCUUACACUCCAAGUAUGAAAUACCGCGGAAUAGCUUCUCGUCCAAACUAAUCAAUUUGGUGAUCAUUAUGCUGGCUGAGAAUCCUUAUUUGCGUCCGAAUGUGUACCAAGUGAUGUAUCAUAUUUGCUCUAUGAUGGAAUGCGAAGUCAAAAUAGACGACCUCUAUGGCCAGGGGCCAUACAAUUUUGAUAUGUAUGGGCGAUACCAAGAAAAGCUACAACGCCUGCAAUAUGAUAUGUUGAUGUCUCACCAGCUGGCGCAGAGGGGGAUUAUCAACACUGACAAAGUAAAUGAUCUUUUUAUUAGCACCUUUGAGUGCGCUCCGAAGCAACCAAUGGUAAUGGGCCAGAAUGCCGUGGCACAGCAACAGAUUUUCGUUGCGCCACCAUCCACGAAUACCUCCAUGCCAGUCGAUAUGCAGCAGUCCUUACCGAAGCCUUUGGAUCAUAAUGGACCUAACGCGCAUGGGGGUUUAGAUUCAUUGCAGAAAUUACCAAAAUCAGCGGAUGUUGGCAAUUAUCCUGUUGCGGAAACCCAUAUGCAUAUGUAUGCUGACGCCCAGAAAAAUUAUAUCCAGGUUCCAAGGAAGGAGGUUAUGAUGCAGCAUACAGAUCGCUCUGUAUUGUCUGAUCAUUCCGGCAAUGGUACAUCUACUCCAUCAUUACCUGGCUCCUGCCCCGUUCAACAUGAACAACUUGCUAACACACCAAAGUCCAAACAGUAUAAGAAAAACAAUCCCUUCCCUAAAAUGGCUAAACAGGACUUCGUGCACGACACCUACGAUGAGAGCGACGAGCACUCGCCGGGCGAUGAUCCUGCCCCAGCAAGCAAGCCUGUUGACAGUAUGAUCCCCUCUGUCCCAGCUACCGUAACGCCUAUGGUGUCCGUCCAGCGCGACCGCUCUUUCCAGCAUAUCCAGCCAGGUCAGAUUCCAGAAAACGUGCGCGAAUGCGAGCCAGAAAGUGAGGUUGAGAUGGAUUUGAGCCAUAAAAUCCAAAACUGUAACUUGGAUCAGCAGCAGUCUCUCCAGGCUCAGGACCUCAAGCUGCAGCAGAUUCUCCUCCAUCAGCAACAACUCCAGCAUCGACAAUACCAACAACAGAAUGAUAAUCGCCAGCAGCAUGCACAGCGUUUGCAUGACCAGAUGCCACAUCAACAGCGGCAGCAAUUGCCGCUCCAAAUGCAUUUGCGGCCGCAGCACCCGUGUAGUAACAAUGUGCCGUUGCAUAAGACGUUGGCGGAACAGGCUUACCAACUUUCCGAUUCCACACAGCCGCAGCCGCAGCCGCAAUAUCAAGCCUACUAUGUUGAUAGGAAGACGGCUGUGCCCUUCCAAACUUACAGCAACGCCUACACCCAAAAUCAGCACGUGUUCCCUCAGCAGUCUUCAAGAGGCACUUACGGUACCUCUGACAGAAUACAGAAUGGCAGCAACCAACUCAUAGAAUUUUCGUCGCCUGAUAAGUCUGCGAACGAUGCACAAUUGGAUCUGACUUAUAACCAGAUUAACCUGUCGAAACCAAACUCUGUCGGCGGCGGCGACCCCAGCGAAAACGCCAGUGUCGAGUUGAACGGCUCCGGUAGCAGCGUUCUAACGAACGAGAGUAUCGCAAUGGAAUUACCCAAUGCCGAAGAGAGACCAGUGCCCCCCUCGACGUCCGGCGCCACGCAGCCCGCUGAAAACAUUCAUUCUCGCCAAGAGAGUGAUAGCUACCAUGACCGAGAAGACAGUCGCCAUGUGACUGGCCACGUUCCCAGGCGCUCUCUUGAGCUGGACUUCCAGGAAAUUGAUCUGUCUUCCUCUCCAACGCCGGUUUCUGCGUCCAAGACAUCCUCGAAGGCACAUCUACAGCCAAACCGCUCUGGCACGGCCAACUGUGGCACAAGUAACAGCAGCAGCGUCGUGAGCGGCGUGCGCAAGUCCUUCCACAGAGGGAGGAAAUCAGUCGACUUGGAUGUCUCGAAGAAAGAGUCGAAAGAAGAACCCACCAACUCAGGUUCCGGUAAGAGGCGUUCGAUUUUUGGUGUCUUCAAGAGUUAA